AACCUUACAACUCUCCACACUUAACAGACUGCAGAGCAACUUUCUACGCGUGUGAUUUCCCUGAGCAUGAACAUGAACCAUCCGUGGCAAGUGGAACCCUGGCAUGUACGAGUUGCCUUCCGCAAGGCUGGAAUCAUUGUUCCUGAGAAAGCUCUGACGCUUCCUGCCAAGCCGAUCACUGGACCAGAUCUUGAUUUGCAGGAAAAGGAGUUCCUUGUAAAAGUGAAGAUCAAUGACAAGGAGGAGGCGAAAGUCCGUUGCCGUAUUAACCAUUACUCAGUCAACCCUCGUGAACGUAUACCUUGGAAGGCAUUUCACUGGGAGCAUGUGGCAGAACCCAAUCUUUCCAGAAGAGGCUGAGGAGUUAUUGGCCCUUGCACAGGAAAAUCGAUACACGAGGUUCCCAGAACAAGAGGAAGAGACUAUGUAAAAGGCUACAAGAUUCAAGUUGAAUGCGAAUGUAC
Messenger RNA from Penaeus monodon (black tiger shrimp), 464 nucleotides. RefSeq names its product 39S ribosomal protein L9, mitochondrial-like. The transcript has 2 exons. NCBI's taxonomy places the organism in Eukaryota, Metazoa, Arthropoda, Malacostraca, Decapoda, Penaeidae. The record is from RefSeq and is a predicted model, not a curated record. The coding region runs from base 67 to 360 and encodes 97 amino acids.